AUGCAGACAAUUAAAUGCGUGGUUGUAGGAGAUGGGGCUGUAGGUAAGACCUGCCUCCUCAUCAGUUACACAACGAAUGCCUUUCCUGAGGAGUAUAUCCCCACUGUCUUUGACAACUAUAGUGCCCAGACAUCUGUGGAUGGCCAAAUCGUCAGCCUGAACCUGUGGGACACAGCUGGCCAAGAGGAGUAUGACCGACUGCGAACGCUCUCCUACCCCCAGACCAAUAUCUUUGUCAUUUGUUUUUCCAUUGGCAACCCAUCCUCGUAUGCCAAUGUGAGGCAUAAGUGGCACCCCGAGGUCUCCCACCAUUGUCCCAAUGUGCCUGUCCUGCUGGUAGGUACCAAGAGAGACCUGCGGAAUGACACUGAGACAGUGAAGAAGCUGAAGGAACAGAGCCUAGUACCCACAACUCCUCAGCAAGGCACUUCCCUGGCUAAGCAGGUGGGGGCUGUGAAGUAUCUAGAAUGUUCAGCCCUGAUGCAGGAUGGGGUGCACGAGGUAUUUUCAGAAGCUGUUCGGGCUGUGCUUUACCCUGCCACAAAGAAGAACACCAAGAAGUGUGUCCUUUUAUAG
Odobenus rosmarus divergens (Pacific walrus) is the source of this 576-nucleotide messenger RNA. RefSeq names its product rho-related GTP-binding protein RhoG-like. The transcript has a single exon. The record is from RefSeq and is a predicted model, not a curated record. The coding region runs from base 1 to 576 and encodes 191 amino acids. NCBI's taxonomy places the organism in Eukaryota, Metazoa, Chordata, Mammalia, Carnivora, Odobenidae.